This is a messenger RNA of Nanorana parkeri, 2416 nucleotides long. RefSeq names its product adaptor protein, phosphotyrosine interacting with PH domain and leucine zipper 1 (gene APPL1). NCBI's taxonomy places the organism in Eukaryota, Metazoa, Chordata, Amphibia, Anura, Dicroglossidae. Gene Ontology annotation, cellular component: endosome membrane; cytoplasm. Gene Ontology annotation, molecular function: identical protein binding. The record is from RefSeq and is a predicted model, not a curated record. The coding region runs from base 91 to 2208 and encodes 705 amino acids. Gene Ontology annotation, biological process: signaling. The transcript has 22 exons.
ACAUCCGCUGUGUGUGCUCCUGGAUACAGAUCAGCUGCUGUGACUGUCGCCCCGGUUCAGGUGUCGUCUGCUUCGGUUUUUUCCCCCACCAUGCUCGGUAUAGACAAACUGCCCAUCGAGGAGACGCUGGAGGACAGUCCCCAGACUCGGUCUCUUCUGGGAGUUUUUGAGGAAGAUGCAGCCGCGAUCUCUAGUUACUGCAGUCAGCUGUAUAAUGCCAUGCGCAGGAUUUAUGAUGCUCAGAAUGAAUUAAGUGCAGCCACACAUCUGACGUCCAAGUUGUUGAAAGAAUAUGAAAAUCAGAGGUUUCCUCUUGGUGGUGAUGAUGAAGUGAUGACAUCAACAUUACAGCAGUUUUCAAAAGUGAUUGAUGAACUGAGUUCCUGUCAUGCAGUGUUGUCCACACAGCUGGCCGACGCCAUGAUGUUCCCCGUUAACCAGUUUAAAGAGAGGGAUUUAAAAGAGAUCUUGACUUUAAAAGAGAUAUUUCAAAUUGCCAGCAAUGAUCAUGAUGUAGCAAUCAACAGGUACAGUCGAUUGUCCAAGAGACGAGAAAAUGAGAAGACUAAAUUUGAAGCCACAGAAGACGUGUACACUGCCAGGAAGAAACAGCACCAGACGAUGAUGCAUUAUUUCUGCGCACUGAAUACCAUCCAGUACAAGAAGAAAAUUGCAAUAUUGGAACCUCUUUUAGGUUAUAUGCAGGCUCAGAUAAGUUUUUUCAAAAUGGGCUCUGAAAACCUUAAUGACCAGUUAGAAGAGUUCCUGUCCAACAUCUCAACUAGCGUGCAAAAUGUCCGCCGGGAGAUGGACAAUGAUGUGGAAAACAUGCAGCAGACCAUUCAGGACAUGGAAGUGGCCAGCGAACCUUUAUAUUUGCCAGAUCCAGACCCAAAGAAACUUCCCAUCAACCGCAAUUUAACCCGCAAAGCCGGCUACCUCAACAUCCGCAGUAAGACGGGGCUGGUGUCCUCAUCUUGGGAACGCCAGUAUUUCUUCACUCAGGGGGGUAAUCUCAUGAGCCAAGCCCGAGGCGAUGUAGCAGGCGGUCUAGUCAUGGAUAUCGACAACUGCUCUGUUAUGGCUGUGGACUCUGAAGAUCGGAGAUACUGCUUCCAGAUCACCUCCUUUAAUGGCAAAAAGUCUGUAAUUUUACAAGCAGAGAGCAAAAAGGACAGCGAAGAGUGGAUAAGUACAAUAAAUAACAUCUCUAAACGCAUCUAUCUAACGGAAAACCCAGAGGAAACUGCUGCGAGAGUAAACCAAAGUGCUCUGGAAGCAGUGACACCAUCUCCAUCUUUCCAGCAGAGACAUGAGAGCAUGAGGCCGGUGCCUCCACGCUCCAACCCUCGGACCACACGUACAAACAGCACCAGUUCGGUGGGCUCUGACUCCUCUGCUCUCGCAGCUCUCUCCCUGGACUCCAUUGUAGCUCCAGACACUCCCAUCCAGUUUGACAUCAUCUCCCCAGUUAGUGAAGACCAGUCUGGACAACCCAGAACGCCGGGGCAGUCUGGCAGGAGAACGAACCCUUUUGGGGAAUCAGGAGAAAAACCUGAAGAUUCAAUCCUCCACCAGCUAUUCAUUGUACGAUUUCUCGGAUCCAUGGAAGUAAGAACAGAUGAGAACACUGAAGUUGUGUAUGAAACAAUGCGCCAAAUCCUAGCUGCACGUGCAAUUCACAAUAUCUUUCGGAUGACCGAGUCCCACCUCCUCGUGACCUGUGACUGCUUGAAAUUGAUUGACCCCCAAACACAAGUUACACGAUUAAGGUUCCCAUUGCCAAACGUGGUUUUGUAUGCCACGCAUCAGGAAAACAAGCGGUUAUUUGGGUUUGUGCUGCGUACAGCGGGAGGUCAUUCAGAAGGUCGCCCUGUUUCCGUGUGCUAUAUUUUUGAGUCAAACAACGAGGGGGAAAAGAUUUGUGACUCGUGUGGCCUAGCUAAGCAGAUCGCACUCCACGCUGAGUUGGACCGAAGAGCCUCUGAGAAACAGAAGGAAAUCGAGAAAGUCAAAGAAAAGCAAGAAAAGGAAAUCAACAAACAGAAACAGAUAGAAAAGGACCUGGAGGAGCAGAGUCGCUUGAUUGCCGCUUCCAGUAGACCCAACCAGGGUAGCACAGAUGGACAGUUUGUGGUCCUCAACUCCAGCCAAUCGGAAGACAGCGAGCUCAGUGAAGACGGAAAAAAGAAAGAGUCCGAGGCGUGAGAGCAGAAACGAGCAGAGACUUAUCUGCAGUUGAUGCUAUGGCACAAUUAGCAUGUGAGACGGAGAGAUAUACAACACCAGAGCUCUUUUUUUAGUAUUGUUUUGAUUCUUCUGAAAGCCUUUUUAAUGAAUAUAUGCAGCCGUGCGUUAUUUUCCCUCGAAAUCCACAUUUUUGCCAUAGUUCUGUGACCUGUACCAGGACACGGGA